Trichoplusia ni (cabbage looper) is the source of this 1669-nucleotide messenger RNA. It is a transcript of the gene Prp31, whose product is annotated as U4/U6 small nuclear ribonucleoprotein Prp31. The coding region runs from base 144 to 1634 and encodes 496 amino acids. Gene Ontology annotation, cellular component: precatalytic spliceosome; U4 snRNP; U4/U6 x U5 tri-snRNP complex. The transcript has 9 exons. NCBI's taxonomy places the organism in Eukaryota, Metazoa, Arthropoda, Insecta, Lepidoptera, Noctuidae. Gene Ontology annotation, biological process: mRNA splicing, via spliceosome; spliceosomal tri-snRNP complex assembly. The record is from RefSeq and is a predicted model, not a curated record.
UCAUUCUUGUCAAAGUCCUCAAAGUUGACGUUUGAGUGUUCUGUGUUUGAUGAUAGCGUUUAGUACAGGCUUGCUUGCUAAAAAUCCCCAAUUAAUAAAAAAUAAUCGUGUUUUGAAAGCUAUAGAAUAAUUAAUACUGAACAAUGUCUUUGGCUGACGAACUGUUAGCGGAUUUGGAAGAGAAUGACGAUGGAGAACUGGAGGCGCUGGUCGAGAGUAAAAUGGACGUAGACCAUGAAUUUGCUGUACCAUAUCCUGUAAUACCAAAAGAAGAAGACAUCAAGAACGUAUCCAUCAGAGAAUUGGCAAAAUUAAGGCAUUCCGAUCGACUGAAGCGGGUUAUGACAUCAAUAGAGCACAACAUUGGUAACAAUAGACAAAAGAUUGAAGUGACUGGGUUAAUGGAGACGGACCCUGAGUAUCAGCUUAUUGUGGAAGCAAACAAUAUAGCUGUAGAAAUUGACGGAGAAAUUGCUAUUAUCCACAGAUAUGUUCGGGAUAAAUAUCAAAAGAGGUUCCCAGAGCUUGAGUCUUUAAUCAUAUCACCGCAAGACUACAUUCGGUCUGUCAGAGAGCUUGGCAAUGAUCUAGACCAGGCUAAGAACAAUGAAACACUACAAAGUUUCCUGACACAAGCUACUAUUAUGAUAGUAUCUGUCACGGCAUCAACUACGCAAGGGAAAAUAUUGACUGAGAAAGAAUUGGCAGAGAUUAACGAAGCUUGUGACAUGGCUUCAGAGUUGAAUAAUAUUAAAACAAAGAUAUAUGAAUAUGUUGAAAGCAGAAUGGCGUUUAUUGCACCAAAUAUUACUGCUAUUGUUGGUGCAUCAACAGCAGCAAAGAUUCUGGGUGUGGCCGGAGGUCUAUCUAAGCUAGCUAAGAUGCCAGCCUGUAAUAUAUUACCAUUAGGACAACAGAAGAAGACCCUGUCAGGGUUCUCACAGGCUACUGCACUCCCACACACUGGAUUUAUAUACUUUUCAACUAUAGUACAAGAUACUCCACCUGAGUUGCGAUUUAAAGCGGCGAAGCUGGUAUCAACAAAAAUAACCCUGGCAUCCCGCGUGGACGCGUGUCAUGAGAGCACGGAUGGAAGUAUCGGACGAAUGCUUCGAGAAUCUAUCGAAAAGAAGCUGGAUAAAAUGCAGGAACCUCCACCCGUGAAGUUCGUGAAGCCCCUGCCGAAGCCGAUUGAGCAGAGCAGGAAGAAGCGCGGCGGCAAGCGAGUCAGGAAGAUGAAGGAGCGCUACGCGAUGACGGAGUUCAGGAAGAACGCUAACAGACUUAACUUCGCUGACAUCGAAGAUGACGCCUACCAAGAAGACCUGGGCUACUCCCGCGGCACGAUCGGCAAGUCCAGUACUGGUCGUGUCCGUCUGCCUCAAAUAGACGAGAAAACCAAAGUCCGGAUUAGCAAGACGCUGCAGAAGAACUUGCAGAAACAGCAGCAGUAUGGUGGCGCCACUAGUAUUAGGAGACAAGUAUCUGGUACUGCUUCGUCGGUCGCCUUUACUCCGUUGCAGGGACUCGAAAUCGUGAACCCCCAAGCAGCAGAAACGCGCAUCAACGAAGCGAACGCGAAAUACUUCUCCAACACAUCGGGUUUUCUCUCAGUCGGCAAGAACACCACAUGAAUCAUUUCUGUAACAAUAAAUAGCGUCUAAGAACA